AUGAUGUUCAUGAACAAAGAAUCCGACCCAAUUUUGUGUCGCAAUUUCCCAACCUUUCUGGAUGGAGCCGCCCUGAUUUGGUUCUCCAACCUCCCUGAAGGCUUCGUUUCCAAUUAUGAUGAGCUGGCCGACCAGUUCGUCAACCAUUUUGCUGCAUCUAAAAUAUACGUCCACAAUUCUGAUUACCUGAGCGCCAUCAAACAAAGGCCGAACGAAAGCCUGAAAGACUACAUGACCAGGUUCGCGAAAGCAACUAAUGAAAUACCCAACGUAAACCCCGAAGUUCAUCUUCACGCUCUAAAGAGCGGCCUUCGCCCAGGAAAAUUUCAAGAGACCAUAGUCAUAGCAAAACCGAAGACUCUGGCCGAAUUCUAA
This is a messenger RNA of Arachis stenosperma, 375 nucleotides long. RefSeq lists its product as uncharacterized. Lineage: Eukaryota; Viridiplantae; Streptophyta; Magnoliopsida; Fabales; Fabaceae. Bases 1 to 375 code for a protein of 124 amino acids. The transcript has a single exon. The record is from RefSeq and is a predicted model, not a curated record.